GUUGAUUCGCGUGAGAUCCGUAUUUAUGGGUAUCCUAGAGUGAGACCGAGUUUAGGGAAGUGAAAGUAGUGUAUUGGCUUCGUGGAAAUGGGCAAUCAUGUGAUGAGAAGCCUCGACACCAGACAGGCUCUCCUUAUCUUCGACUGGGACGACCGCUGGACGACUCCCCUGACAACAAGCGAAAGUCUGCCUGCUUUUCAAUGACAGCUUACCUUUUCAGCAACGAGACUGAUAUUUUAAGACUUAAUUACAGACAAAAUUAGCAUGAUUGAUUUAAGUGUGAGCCUGUGUUACCGGAGGCGCGUAUGACUCGCCAGAGUGAAGUGCCCACGGAAGGCAACACCCCCGUUACUUCUGAAGAGGGUGACUCUGCAACAGGCAGCACGGAGCACUCGCGGGAAGGGGUUGGGGUUGGGUGUGAGGCCCAGGAGGGAAGGCAGGAGGUGGAGCCUGGUAUAGCAACAGUGGCGGGGGGAAGCACCAUGCUGGGGGGAGGGCGCCUCUGGGAAGUCCAGGGGCGCCUGGAGGCCCUAAGGAAACGACAUGACCAGUGGACAUGUUUCCUCUGUUGCCAUGUCCGUACAGGAACUAUAGUCAUUGGUUUCUGGCACAUGUUACUCCACCUCAUGGCUUUGUCUCUGAUUGCGGUUGUGGUGGUGCAUCCUGAAAUGCUCAGCCAGUCCGUUGGUCCUCUUAGCGGUCUUGGAGGCAGUGGAGACCAGCUGACUGUCAAUCCACACCAGCAAGAUGUGCAAGCUGUAAAAUGUGGGGCUGAAAUGCCAUGUAUUUUAGCCACACAGGGAGAUGACAAUUCUAACCAAGGAGGCUUCAGCCAAGGAAACUAUAACAAGGGGAGCCCCAACCAAGGAAAUCCUAACCAAGCAUCAAAUGACUUUUCUCUCUCCCUUGGGAACUUGCUCACCACACACAGACUCAAUACUGAUGAAGUCAAUGUUGCCCUGUUCAUCACUCUGUGUACAUUUGUUGUGACUCUUCUUCUUGUUUAUGGAGCUUUUAGAGGCCAGCCUUCCCAUCUCAUGCCAUUCUUCUUCUUGCAAGUUUUUGAUUUUUGCAUAUCAAGCAUGACAAUGAUUGGUUACUUGUCAUACUUGCCUAAUAUUCGGCAGAGGAUCCGUGAAACACCAGCCUUUCCCUUCCAGCAGCAGUUGUUGGCUAUGAAUACCAAAUGUUUAACUUUCUUUGUAAUGCUUAUUUUCAUUACAACACUCAUGGCUAAGGCGUACUGCAUUAGCAUCGUGUGGCGUUGUUACAAGUUCUUGAUGCUUAAGGCUCAAGCAGGACGAUCUGUGCUGCGAUAUAUGGGAGGAGUAUCUGGUCCAGUUGACCAGGAGAGUCAGACGCUAGUCAUGGGACAAGAUUUGCCAGAUUAUGAUACAGCUAUGGCCGAUCCUCAGUAUAGGAAGAAGCUUUCAGGGAUGUUCCCUGAACCUCCUCCAUCUUAUGAGAUGGCCAUGGCAACACUCUUUGCCCAACAGGAGAGUGGCCAGGAUCAUCUUGAUUCUGCUGAAGGUGCUUGUGGAGGAACACAGGUUAAUAUUCCCACCUCAAGUCAGUCCUUGACGAGCCAAGAUCAACCAAGCACUGCUUCUGCCGUAAACCACACUCCUGCCACAAGUCGUUCAACCGUCCCAGUUUCUGUUGUCAUCAUGCCCUCAGCCAAUGUUGUAACCAACACUCCUGCUGCUGAUUAGGUCCAAAAGUGAGGUUAACUCUCACACUGGACACGAUUUGGAUUGGCUGAUCUUUAAAAGAACUUGUGCUCUAAAAUGGAUAUAUGUUUUGUUUAAUUUCCAUAAAGCAUGCACAAUGAAUUUAAACAUGUAAUAUCCCAAAAGUCCUCUAUCUAGAAGUAUAUAAGAUCAGUUAUUUAGGUGAUCUUAACAUAUAAAUGUAUCUAAGCACACACAACAUAUGCACACUCAUGUACCUGUCUGAAAUGAAAGGUGCAGUUUUUAUUGUAGCACAGUAAAGCAGUAUAUCUAUACCUGAAAUCUUUAGCAUUCUGUUAGCAUUGAGGAUUCUCAUAUACUUCAGUUAACAGAUUUAUGCUGGAGGCGUCUUAAGUUGUGGUAUAGUGUAAUACUUGCAGAGUGAAUACAUGCAAUCAGUACCUUGGAGGUGUGAGUGAUUUAAUAGUUUGUGUCACAUAAUAUAGAUGCAAUAUAUGUGUGUGUGUGUGUGUGUGUGUGUGUGUGUGUGUGUGUGUGUGUGUGUGUGUGUGUGUGUGUGUGUGUGUGUGUGUGUGUGUGUGUGUGUGUGUG
Penaeus chinensis is the source of this 2282-nucleotide messenger RNA. RefSeq names its product lysosomal-associated transmembrane protein 4A-like. NCBI's taxonomy places the organism in Eukaryota, Metazoa, Arthropoda, Malacostraca, Decapoda, Penaeidae. Gene Ontology annotation, cellular component: lysosomal membrane. The transcript is spliced from 8 exons. The record is from RefSeq and is a predicted model, not a curated record. The coding region runs from base 306 to 1712 and encodes 468 amino acids.